Molecule: messenger RNA, 1905 nt
Organism: Suncus etruscus (white-toothed pygmy shrew)
Lineage: Eukaryota; Metazoa; Chordata; Mammalia; Eulipotyphla; Soricidae
Gene: TIGD3
Product: tigger transposable element derived 3
Exons: 1
Coding region: 40-1452 (470 amino acids)
Cellular component (GO): nucleus
Molecular function (GO): DNA binding
Source: RefSeq, a predicted model, not a curated record
UGCCCACCGCACCCCGCCACCCCCGUCCCCAGGCGCAGCAUGGAGCUGAGCCCCAGGAAGAAGCUGCACGCGCUGUCGCUGGCCGAGAAGAUCCAGGUGCUGCAGCUGCUGGACCAGUCGAAGCUGUCGCAGUCGGAGGUGGCGCGGCGCUUCCAGGUGUCGCAGCCGCAGAUCUCGCGCAUCUGCAAGAACAAGGCCAAGCUGCUGGCCGACUGGAGCAGCGGCACCGCCAACCGGCAGCGCAAGCGCAAGCGCGAGUCCAAGUACAGCGGCGUGGACGAGGCCCUGCUCUGCUGGUACCGCCUGGCGCGCGCCCGGGCCUGGGACGUGACGGGCCCGGCGCUCAUGCACAAGGCCAAGGAGCUGGCCGACCUCCUGGGCCAGGACUUCGCGCCCAGCGUCGGCUGGCUGGUCCGCUGGAAGCGCCGCAACAACGUGGGCCUCUUCGGGGCGCGCCCAGGGCUGGGGCCCCGCUGCCCUCCUGGGCCGCCGCCUCCGAGCCGCCGGGCCCAGGCCCCUCCACCUCCGUCCCUCGCAGACUUCUCCCCGGAGGAUGUGUUCGGCUGCGCCCAGGUGCCCCUGCUCUACCGGGCAGUGCCCGGAGGCAGAGCGGCCACCCGUGACCAGGUGCUGGUGUUGCUGUGUGCCAACACCCGGGGCACGGAGAGGAGGCGGGUGGUGGUCAGCAGGCUCCCGGGGGCUCCCCGAGGCUUCCUCGGGGCCAGCAGCGAGGCACUGCCCGCCUCCUACCCCCAGGAGCUGGGCCUCCCCUGGUCCAAGUGGCUGGCACAGUUUGAUCGGGACAUGGGGCGGCAGGGCCGGCAGGUGGCCUUGCUGCUGGCAGCCUCUGCCCAGGACAAAUUGGCUGUGCAGGGGACCCGGCUCUGCCAUGUGCGGAUCUUGCCCCUGGCAGCCACCGGCGCCCCGUCCCUGCCCGGCGCCGUGGUGCGAGCCUUCAAGGCCCAUUACCGGCUGCGGCUCUUGGGCAAACUGACCGCUUUGCAGAGCCAGAACCCGGGCAUGUCCCUGGCCCAGGCUGGGGCCCGCCUCACCAUCCUGGAUGCCCUGCACAUGGCAGCGGCGGCCUGGGCCAAGGUGACUCCCCAGCUCAUCGUUGGCAGCUUCAUUGAGGAGGGGCUGGUUCCGGGCAAGAUGCCCCUGUACCUGGCACGCGCCUCUCCCAUGCCCCCUGCUCCUGGAGGGCUAAGCACCGAGGAGUUCGCCCGUUUUGUGGACCUGGAAGAGGAGCAGCCCCCUUCCUGGGUGGGCAAAGAGGAGUCAGGGGCAGAAAGCGAGGAGGGAGACUUGGCAGAGGCGUCGCCCACCCCCGCUGAUGCUCUCCGCGCCCUGGGCACGCUGAGGAGGUGGUUUGAAUGCAAAGGCGCCUCUCCCGAGCUGUUUGAGAAGUUCUACGCGUGUGAGGAGGAAGUGGAGCGGCUCUGCUGCUUGUGAAGGCUUUGGGGUGGUCCCCCAGAGCCCCUUCUCUUGUGUUUCCCAUGGAAACGCCCCUUCCCCAAAAGCAGCUUGGGGGCUGGUCUCUUUCCCAUGGAAAUGGAGCUUUGGUGCAGGGUGCAAGAAGGGAGACUGGAGAGAUGGAGAUGGGACCUCUGAGCAGAAGCUUGUCCAGGCUCCUCCCCACCCAGAGGGCCUGAAGAUGGGGUUCUGGGGAGCAAGGCCGUGACCUUCAAGGACAGAACCAGAGUCUUGUGGACAAGGCCGAGCCUCAAUCUGAGUUAGAUACACCUCUGCUUCUGGAAAUAAAGGUCUAGCUCGCUUGAUUUGGGGGCCACACCAGGCUGUUCUCAGGGCUGACUCCUGGCUCCAUACUCAGGAGUCACUCCUGCAGUACUUGGAGAACCAUAUGGGGUGUCGGGGAUAGAACCCAUUUGGGCCACAUGCAAGUCA